Molecule: messenger RNA, 3174 nt
Organism: Synchiropus splendidus (mandarinfish)
Lineage: Eukaryota; Metazoa; Chordata; Actinopteri; Syngnathiformes; Callionymidae
Product: primary amine oxidase, liver isozyme-like
Exons: 5
Coding region: 9-2294 (761 amino acids)
Biological process (GO): amine metabolic process
Cellular component (GO): plasma membrane
Molecular function (GO): primary methylamine oxidase activity; copper ion binding; quinone binding
Source: RefSeq, a predicted model, not a curated record
GCUCCUUCAUGAUGGCUGAGAAAAAGAGCUGGCUGCUGAAGUGGGCUCUGAUCGCCCUGCUGCUCUUCUCCGUCCUCCUCAACAUCAUCUUCAUCAGCCUCCACUCCAAGCGGGCGCCCAGAUGUGCCACGCAGGCAGGCCCCUCUCCUGCAGCCAGGCACGACCAGCGCAGCCAGGUGUUCGCCGACCUCAGCAGGGAGGAGUACCUGCAGGUCCAGCGCUACAUGCUCCAGCAGAAGGACCUGGCCCUGUCCACCCGCCAGCUCACCAAACCCUCUGAGAACUUCUUGUUCCUAAUCGACCUCUCCCUGCCCAAGAAGCGGGACGUGCUGGCGUACUUGGACAGGAAGGGAGCCAAGCCUGUGCGCGAGGCCACCGUGGUGGUCUUCUACGGAGCCCAGGGCCACAUCAAGGAGUACGUGGUGGGACCGCUGCCCGAGCCCAAGUACCACAGGGACGUCACGGUGGAGCGGUACAAGAGCGGCCUCCCCAUCAAUGCCCGCACGGUCACCAGCGGCGAAUACGUGCUGCUCUUCAGCUUCCUGGAGCGAGAGGUCUUCUCCAAGCUGCCGCGGCUCAUGAAGGAGAGCUUCGGUGCGGACGCUGGCACGGCGCUGCAGGGCUUCGAGCAGAUGCCGCGAGGUGUCCGCUCCAAGGACAGGAAGACAUGGAUCUCCUUCUUCAGAGACAUGAGCGGCGUCUACAUUCUGCCGGUGGGCUUCGAGGUCCUGGUCUACCAUGACAGCGUGAGGGAGUCAGACUGGAGCGUGAAGAAGCUCUACUACAACGGACAGUACUUUGACAGCGUGACGGAGCUCCGGGACAAAUACGACGCAGGGACCAUUAAGAAGAUCGUCCACCACCGGCCGGAGGACUACGGCUCGCUGAGGCCCAGGAGCGGCCCGCGGCAGGCGGCUCCGCAGCAGCUGAGCGUGGAGGGCCGGCGCUUCAGCCUGAGCGGGAACCAGGUCCUCUACCUGGACUGGAGCUUCGCCUUCGGCCUCAGUGCCCUCACCGGGAUGAGGGUCUUCGACGUACGCUUCAGGGGCGAGAGGAUCCUGUACGAGCUGAGCGUGCAGGAGUCCAUGUCGGUCUACGGCUCCGUGACCCCGGGCAUGAUGAUCACCAAGUUCCUGGACUCCAGCAUCGGAAUCGGACGCUUCGCACACGAGCUGGUCCGAGGCGUGGACUGCCCGGCCGACGCCGUCUACGUGGACACCUACCGCUACAUGGACGUCCCGGCCCCGGUCAGAUACCGAAACUCCAUCUGCAUCUUUGAGGUGAACCGCGCCGAGCCGCUGCGCAGGCACUUCUCCGACUUCUACCAGCACAGCUACGGCGGGAUGGCCAACAGCGCCCUCGUGGUGCGGACCCUCACCGCCAUCUUGAACUACGACUACAUGUGGGACUUCAUCUUCUACCAGAGCGGCUCCGUGGAGGCCAAGGUCCACGCCACGGGAUACAUCUCCUCGUCUUACCUGGUGGACGGCAGUUUAAAACACGGCCACCAGGUGGCGGCAAACGUCCUUGGAAACAUGCACACGCACUUCGUCAACUUCAAGGUGGAUCUGGACAUUCUCGGAGUGAAGAACGUCUUCCAGACCAAAGACAUGAAGUUUGUCAACACGUCCCUGCCAUGGAUGCCCGAGCACCACGCCAUGGUCCCUCAGCUGGUGGAGCAGCAACUCAAGACUGAGCAGGAGGCGGCGCUGCGCUUCGACACCAAGACUCCACGCUACCUUCACAUUGCCAGCAAUAAGACCAACCGCUGGGGCCACAACCGCAGCUACAGGCUGCAGGUCUUCAGCAUGACGGGGGACCCCCUACCUGAGAGCGAGGCCGAGGAGCGGGCCAUGUCCUGGGCCAGAUACAAGGUGGCGAUCACAAAGCACAAGGACGAGGAGCGAACCAGCAGCAGUGUGUAUAACCUGAACAACAUCUGGUCUCCUCCGGUGGACUUCAGCAGCUUCAUCCAGGACGACGACAACAUAGUGGAUGAGGACCUGGUGGCCUGGGUCACCACCGGCUUCCUCCACAUCCCUCACGCUGAGGACAUCCCCAACACAGUAACCGUGGGCAACGGAGGCAGUGUCCUGUUGCGACCACACAACUACUUCAACGAGGACCCGUCCAUCCAGUCUCCGGACUCUGUGUACCUACGACCCGGCACUGAAAACUCCUGCGACUCCAACAGGAUGGCGUGCAUUGCUCAAGAGACCUGCAGUCCCGUCCUGGAGCCCUUCACCUACCAAGGCUUCGAUGGCGUGGUCAAGUUCGACGACUGGUCCGAGUGACUGGAGAGGACGGACCCCGACCGGCAUCCCAGGACCCAGUCACAGCUGAGUCCACAGCAUUUACAUUGGAAACCGCUUCAUGGUUGAAAGUCAGGGGAGUUGGCUUCAACGCACGGCUUCAACGACGCUCGCUGAGUUUACAACACUUUAAAGUCACUUUUAUUGAAAAAUAAUGUGCAGGAGGUAAGAACCGGAAAGAUGUGGAGGCAGGUGGCACCACAGCGCUACCACUCAAACCUUUUACAUACAAAUAGCUUCAUAUAUGCUUCAUAAUAUCAUGUGGGUGUGAUUAAGACUCGGUAACACGGUGUGGUUUCAGUGACACACAGAGGGAAACUUGAGACCAGAUAAUGACAGUCUCCACAGUCUUUAAAAAAAAGGUUUCAGAUUUGCUGGUGCCCGGAAGUCUGACACUCACGCCUUGUCCCGCAGUUCGAGCCCAGCUCCCCCCUCCCCGCCCACGCACACGCACACGCCGACACACACCGUAACAGUUGCAGACAGGGAGCGUCUGAUGCAGCAGAGCAGCCCUGAUCCGGAGCUCAGACCGACAGAGACACAAAGCUGUUGUACUGCUCGAUGUUUCUCUUCAGGAUGUCCGAGCAGGGACCCAGGACUCUCUCGAACCGAGGCCGGUCCAGUUUCACACACUUGAGAGGUCCAGAGGCGAGGACGGUGGCGGCGCGAGGACGGUUCAUCAGCAGGGCGAUCUCACCUGCGGCCAGAAGAAUGACGUCAAUGCCAGCUGCGUCACGGAAAGUGAGCCUCUGUUGCAAUAACUGCAUUCACCAAUGGGCGGCGCCCUGCAUUGAUUCUGUUCAUGGCCUGCUGUGUUGCAUCAUACCACUAUUGUUAGCGAAUAAAAGUCGCUCCUGUCAAA